AUGACAUCAACUAUUGAACUUAUGAAGCAAUUUUAUGGUAUUCAGGAUGACGACAGCACUGAGCCGCCACCUGAUCCAACAGACAUUGAUGGAAAUGCUUUUGAAGCAGAACCAUAUUAUAAAAACUUAAUUAACAAUCAAAGCUUACCGGCAUUGAUUACAAAAGACCUUACUAUUAAAAAGGAAAUCCAUGAUCUCGAUGGUAGUCUUCAAUUUUUAGUUUAUGACAAUUAUACAAAAUUCUUGCUUGCAGAAGAAACAAUUCGUUCGAUGAGUGAUGGUCUCAGUAAUCUAUCUUCAAAAAUGCAGAACGUUCUUGACUGUCUUCAAAAAGUUCAAAAACAAUCCGCGGAAAUUCGAACAGAUCUUCAGCCAAAUCGUGAAAAAAUCCAGCGUCUUGUUGGUAUCAACAGGCUCUUAGAAAGAAUCGAAUUUAUUUCCGAACUUCCACUUAAAUUACGUGCUCAUGUUGAUAUCAAAGAAUACGAAGCCGCUGUUGACAUCUGGCUCAAAGCCGAAAAGGUCCUUGAGACGCAGACCCAUUUCGAGUCUUUCAUUCGCAUCAGAGAAGAAUGUAAAGGAAUUCUUGAAGACGUGAAAGUUAAAGUUCGCGGAGUCAUGAUGAGCGAAGAUACAACGGCUAAACAAGCUGUUGCAUGUGCUGCUACAAUGAUAAAGCUUCAAAUGCCCGUAGAUUCGACUCUUGAAGACUUAGUUCGAUUUAGACUACUUCUCCUCGUUAAAAAGAUCGAAAAGCCUGAGGCAUUACCUACUGAUCUGUUUGAGUUGUUAGAUUUCUUCGAAAAGGAAGUCGGAGAAAGCGCAAAUGAAUUAAUUGAAAAUUAUGCGAUAUCUCUUCAGAAAUUUGUCCCAAUCAAGGGCAACAGACAAUUCGACAAGUUCAUGACAGCAUUCAGAAAAGAAUUAUUCGCUAAAAUCAACAAAGCAAUCAACGAUAACGCAUUAAAUACUUUAUCUUGCGAAGAUUUCUCUAACUUCAUUACCAACCUUGUCAACUGUAUCGGAAAAAUUGCAAUACCUCAUCAGCUCGAAGCAUAUCUUUCAAAUCUCCUUCAGAAAUACGUCAAAAACAGAUUCGGAAAUAUUAUUACAGCCACUCUUACUCAAAUCAAGAAAACUGAGACUUCCUCAGACCUUGAUCAAGUUUUCAAAGAUAUUAUCUCCACAUUCAAGCGAAAUCUCACAUCAUUACUCAAUGAAUUCGAAAUCCUGGCAAACACAAACAGCGAAGCCAAAGACCAUAUCAUUCAAGAGACUGCCAAGAUGUUCCAAGGCUUCUUCGACGAAUUCGACAAGAUAGAUCCUCGAUUUUCCCUACUUACAUUUGGAAUUGCCCAUCAAUUCGGGGAAAAGACCAUCCACCUUGCUUUCGACCUUGCUGCCCGCUUCGACCAUGAAUCUCCUCUCCUUAACAUGCAGCAGAUGCUUUGUACGGAGGGCCAUGAAUGCGCACAACGAUCAUUGAGUAGAUUUGUCUCGAUGAAACGAAAGAUGCUUUCAGAGAUGAUUGCUCAAGGCAUGGCCGCACAAGACUGGUUAGAAGUUAAGACUCCUCAUGAUGUUUCGAUCACCUCCAAUUUAGUCAUUCAGGAGAUAUCAUUGAUUUGGCAACAACUCGACAAAAUCAUCCAAAAAGUGAAGGAAGGAAGUGUCGCUUCCACACAUUCCAGCAACUUUUCCAGGACUACUUUGUCCACUUUCUCUACACAGAGCGGUCCUGCAAACCAGAUGCCUUUGUUCCACGGACUGAGGGAUGACGGAAUGAUACAGAUCGACAGGUUGUUCACUACUCUCAAUCACUUGCAUUUGAGACAGGAACCGAAUUUCGAAUCUAAGUCUGUGUUGACUGCAAUCACUUUCUACACGUUGAAGACAAUGUUGGAGUACAUAAGAAAGAGCACUUUCAACUGCGCUGGAUUCAACCAGAUGCAGGUGGACGCGUACUUCAUGUACAUGACUCUUCACGACAAACUGGAAAACCCUGCAAUGUUUAGCGCUCUGAUUGAGGAAAUGUUGUCUUCUGCUGCUGACAGAACAAUCAGUCCGAUUCCGUUCAAAAACGCCGUUCUCAACGACAUUUACGCGAGAUCUGACUCAAAACCUCACCAGAAAGAUGGAAUAUAA
Messenger RNA from Trichomonas vaginalis G3, 2145 nucleotides. Its product is annotated as endocytic recycling. The record is from RefSeq and is a predicted model, not a curated record. Gene Ontology annotation, biological process: lysosomal transport; Golgi organization; retrograde transport, endosome to Golgi. NCBI's taxonomy places the organism in Eukaryota, Parabasalia, Trichomonadida, Trichomonadidae. Bases 1 to 2145 code for a protein of 714 amino acids. Gene Ontology annotation, cellular component: membrane; EARP complex; GARP complex. The transcript has a single exon.